CUGAAUCAUCGAAACAAAAAGAAAAUAUUAUAAAAACAAAUCAAAUUUCAAAACAUUAUCAUACGAUAGUUGAAUCAGAUAAGGGAAGUGAGAUUGAAUAUGACUCAGAUCCACAAAUUGAAUCUUCAGCUCAACAUCACAACAGUGAUCAAAAUUCUGAAGAUGAUUAUAAUUUGGAAGAUAAAUUUUCUGAACUUGAUUCAGAUGAUUUUGAUUAUACACGCCAACAAAAAAAAGGAAAAUUCAAAGCAAAUAAAAUUCAUGAUGAGAUUGAUACAAUUCAAGAAAUGAUUAUAGCAAAUCAUCAAGAAUUAAAUAUAAAUAGUAAAAGAAAACAUGAUUUUGAUAAUUUAAUCGAUGAAAAUGAAUUGUUUGAUAACAACAUAUCAGAUGUUGAAGAA
Messenger RNA from Dentiscutata erythropus, 401 nucleotides. Lineage: Eukaryota; Fungi; Glomeromycota; Glomeromycetes; Diversisporales; Gigasporaceae. The record is from the annotation of a GenBank genome assembly.